CCUAUCUUUCAAAUGAAAUUCAUGAGUGAUAUUUUUCGUGGAGCAAAUGUGAGCGCCAUAGACGGAGUGUUCGAGGCAUGGCCGUCGUCGUACCAGUCGAGUCUUCCCCGCAGACUACGGAUGCCGAACCAACUGGAGCCGAACUACUUGGACGAACCGGAGGCAUUCUCUAUCAAGCGAUUGAUCUUCAAGAUCAUCAAGAUUGGUGUGCUGCUGCUUAUUUGGGGUUUCUUCACCUACAUCCUAGUAAGGAUCUCAACGGCACCGGUUAACACAUCGGUGGUUACGGUGUUGCCCAAUGAAACGCUGCUCCGUCGGCUGCAAUUACCAAAUGAUGCCGCGAGGAUAACGCUAAGGGGUCCCAUUGAUUUGUAUCUUGGAAACACCAAGGAUACAGCCUUUGUGGGUCUGCGAGUGGAGUGGCGGGACUCGGAACUUGAAUCACCCUUCCGGCGCUCCGACAUGUGGGUAAUCUACCUCCUGGCAGACGAAAGUCGAUUCGAGGAAACGGCCAGGACCUUUGAGAUAUCGCCAACGAAAAGAAGAAAUGACAAGGCGGUGAUCUCGCUGGAGGGCAGGAACGAGGAGCCUGUUUCGCUGCUCAUGGAGGUUAACGUCUAUCCGCUGGUCACCCACCAUGGAGUCAUCUACGCCGCCCUGCUGUUGAUUGGUCUCUAUAUCCUCAUCGUCUUUGAGCUCACGGAUCGCACCUUUGCCGCUCUUCUGAUGGCCACCACGGGAAUAGCAAUCCUCACGGCGCUGGGCAAUCGACCCACGAUGCAAACGAUCAUCUCGUGGAUUGAUUUCGAGACCCUGAUGCUGCUGCUGGGCAUGAUGAUACUGGUGGCCAUAAUGUCCGAGACAGGGGUUUUUGAUUGGAUGGCCGUGCUGGCCUACAGGAUCUCCAAGGGUCAUCCCUGGCCCUUACUCAUCUUACUCAGCUCCAUUACGGCCAUUAUGUCCUGUGUUUUGGACAAUGUGACUAUGCUCCUUCUGAUGGCGCCCAUUGCCAUCCGUUUGUGCGAGGCCAUGGGUGUGCAGACUCCCCUGGUUCUAAUCAUCGUGGUCAUGUACUCGAAUAUCGGUGGCACCCUCACGCCGGUGGGUGAUCCGCCCAAUGUGAUAAUAGCCACCAAUCCCGAGGUGAUUGCCCAGGGCAUUGAUUUCCUCAACUUUGUAAUCCACAUGCUCCCCGGGGUUUUUCUGGCCAUAAUAGCGGGUUUCGGUGUCUUCUAUCUGACCAUGAGGAAGUCGCUCUUUAAGCUGCAGGAUCGACAGAUUGAGCUGGCUGCCGAAAGGGAGUCGAUGAGGCGACGGAUGAGCGCGGAGAUCACAGCUCGAGCUUCGGAAAUGCGGGAAAGACAGCCGGCAAGGCAGUGUUUAAAGCCCUCGGCCAACUAUUUUGAGACUUUAGCCCACUUGGAGGCACAUCAUCGCAUCCGGGACAAGACGCUGCUCAUCAAGUGCCUGUUCACGCUGGUCUUCGUGAUCCUCUGCUUUCUGCUGCACUCCCUGCCUUUUAUGGCCGGCGCCACCUUGGGCUGGGUGGCCAUCCUGGCGGCCUUCCUGCUCCUUAUUCUGGCCAAGAUGAACGACAUCGAGGAGAUACUCGACCAGGUGGAAUGGUCGGCCCUGCUCUUUCUGGCUGCCCUGCUCGUGUUGACCGAGGCGGUGGCCCAGUUGGGUUUCAUCCACUGGCUGAGUGAGAACACAGUUAAGGUGAUCAUGAGCGUGGAGGAGAAGCAUCAGACGACGGUGGGAAUUCUAAUAAUCCUCUGGCUAACCGCCUUUCUGGCUGCCUUUGUGGGCAACGUACCCGUGACCACGAUGAUGCUCCGUCUGACCAUCGAGUUGCAAAACAACGAGGCGAUCGGUGUGCCCCUUUCGCCGCUCAUCUGGGCCCUUUCCUAUGGCGCCUGUUUCGGCGGCAAUGGCACCCUGAUCGGCGCCUCGGCCAAUGUGAUUGCCGCUGCGAUCGCCCACCAGUAUGGCUACAAGAUUUCCUUCGUCCAGUUCUUCAUCUACGGCUUUCCCAUGAUGCUGGCCACCGUCUCACUGGCCACCGUUUACCUCCUCCUCGCCCACUCCGUGUUCACGUGGCACAAGACGUAGUCGUCCUGGGUUCCAACUCAGUUAGAAGGCCUUUCGCGGAGUUGCGAUAGAUAGGAUCUACAGUGUAUGGUCUCUAUCUAUGCGAUAGAUAGGAUCUACAGUCUAUGCUCUAUCUAGACGCUACUCCGAUAAAGGUCUCAAUAUGGAUAGCUGUGAUCCUGAGAUUUCAAAAUGGAGGAAAACCUUUUUUGGAUCGCUUAUAAAAUACCAUGUACAUUGUGUAAAGUAUAAAGUGUAAGUCUCGAUUUAUGUCGCCCAUUAAA
This is a messenger RNA of Drosophila takahashii, 2375 nucleotides long. Its product is annotated as P protein. Gene Ontology annotation, biological process: transmembrane transport. Gene Ontology annotation, cellular component: membrane. Lineage: Eukaryota; Metazoa; Arthropoda; Insecta; Diptera; Drosophilidae. The record is from RefSeq and is a predicted model, not a curated record.